Molecule: messenger RNA, 333 nt
Organism: Daldinia childiae
Lineage: Eukaryota; Fungi; Ascomycota; Sordariomycetes; Xylariales; Hypoxylaceae
Product: putative dimeric alpha-beta barrel protein
Exons: 3
Coding region: 1-333 (110 amino acids)
Source: RefSeq, a predicted model, not a curated record
AUGGCGUCUAUUACCGCACCGCCGCCGGGCAAACAUGAAUGGCUUGUAGUUGUACCCGACAAGCCGGGAACCCGGGAGAAGAGGCUGGAAGUGCGCGCCCAGCAUUUCGAGGGCUUGAAGCCGUACGUCGAGUCUAAACAAUUCAAGACUGGAGGCGCUGUCUUAAACGACAAGCCCGAAAGCGAUGACCCCGCUACGUUCGACUGGUACGGCAGCACGUUAGUGGUUGUUGCCGAGUCUAAGGAAGAAGUUAAGGCUAUCCUUGAGAAAGACAUAUAUACCAGGACGGGAGUAUGGGAUACUGAGAAGGUAUAUCAAUUCUUGCAAACAUAG